Messenger RNA from Parnassius mnemosyne (clouded apollo), 1650 nucleotides. Lineage: Eukaryota; Metazoa; Arthropoda; Insecta; Lepidoptera; Papilionidae. The record is from the annotation of a GenBank genome assembly.
AUGUCUGAGAAACGUAUUAAUGACGCCGUGCACUGGUUUAUAAACGAACUGUCAUCGCGCGUCAUCGCAGAAUCUGGAAUACCAAGUGACAGAUAUCACCUUGGAAAACUUAUUCUACAAAGUUUAAAAGAUGCCCCGGAUUUUGUUAUGCAGAUUGAUGGAGCAACCGGUGAGCUUGAAACCAAUUUAUCGGCGUUGGAACGAACCAUUCAAUGCGCUGUUGCUUUUAGAAACUUUGGUCUCAAGCAUGGAGACGUCAUGGUGCUGAUGGCACCUAACCACCUCGAUGUAGCUGUACCAUUCUAUGCAGCUUUGUAUCUCGGAGUGAUAAUAGCCGCAGUGGACAGGACUUUAGGUGUCAAGGAACUUCAAGAAUCCUUCGGUGUCAGUCAACCAAAACUAGUGUUUUGUCAAAGCGAAAAAGCGCAAGACAUUCAACUAGCUUUAAAUAAAUUGGAAUUAAAUACGCAUAUAGUAAGCUUUGAUAAAGGAGAUUAUCUAUUUAACUUUGCCGAUUUUCUCGAGAAAUAUGGAGACGCAUCGGUCGUUGAAGAUUUCAAACCUACGGACUUUGACCCCGAAGAUACUAUAGCUUUUCUUAUUGCUACUAGUGGAACUACAGGAUUACCUAAAGCAGCUGUCGUCACACACAAGAAUAUUGCUAUCACAAAUCCAUAUAUAUGGGUGAGGCAAUUCAAUUUUCCGACCCCAACGCGCUUGGCUAUGAUCGGAUCACCUCUCCAAUGGCUGACGGCUCUCAUCAAUUUCGUAAUAUCGCCGAUACUGAGAUACACGCGACUACAGACGUCGUUACUUCUUACAUCAGAGCACGCUUAUUAUCUGAUUAAUAAGUACAGACCUUCAUAUACAAUUUUCAGUCCGACUUUCAUGACGACAUUACUGAAACCUGGUGAUAGAGAACAGUGCGAUUUCUCAUGUUUUGAACUUAUAUACUUGGGUGGCAGCGCUGUGCCAAAGGACCUCUUGGAUGAAAUCAAGAGACUGACACCACAAACAGAAGUGUUUAACCUGUACGGUAUGAGUGAACUCACGAGUAUAGGUUUCAUCCCUGAUGUUUCCCCAACGGAAUCCUGUGGUAAACCGCUGGGCUGUUUUCGUUAUCGCUUAAUAGACCCGGAUACCCAGAAAGAUGUUUUGAAACCGAACGUACCUGGAGAACUGUGGAUGAAAGGACCUGGUAUUUUUAAAGAGUAUUACAGAAAUGCCGAGGCCACAGAAGAAACCUUCGCCGAGGAUCGAUGGUUUAAGACAGGGGACAUGUUUUACAGAGACGAACACUGCAAUUACUUCUACGUAGAACGGAUUAAAUUAUUACUGAAAUACAAAAGUUAUCAGAUAUCACCCGUAGAAGUUGAGAACGUCAUAAGGCAACAUCCAGGUGUAUUGGACGUGGCUGUAACUAGUGUACCUGAUGAAGAAUGCGGCGACUUGCCAGUUGCGUGUGUUGUAACACGACCAGGACAUACUGUCACAGCUCAUGAAAUUAAGGACUUGGUUAAAAAUUCCCUAUCUGAUUCGAAACAAUUAAGAGGCGGCGUAAUAUUUGUCGACGAAAUCCCUGUGACAGCGUCUACUAAAGUUCACAGAAGAAAACUCAAGGAAAUAGCUCGUACCAUGGACAAAGAAUAA